Molecule: messenger RNA, 350 nt
Organism: Belonocnema kinseyi
Lineage: Eukaryota; Metazoa; Arthropoda; Insecta; Hymenoptera; Cynipidae
Product: chymotrypsin inhibitor-like
Exons: 3
Coding region: 55-321 (88 amino acids)
Source: RefSeq, a predicted model, not a curated record
UCAAUAUUCCAGUUUCUGUCUGAACUUCAAAGAGCUACUACCGAGGUUAUCACAAUGUCUCCCAUUUUUAUCGUUUUAAUCAUCGUUGGAGUUGCAUCUGCCCUUUCUCCAAUUCUUCCUGAACCAAUCCGAGACUGUGGACCAUACGCAGCCUGGAGAGAAUGUGGAACAAGUUGCCCAACAUCAUGCGAUAAUUAUAAAAGCUCUGAUACUCUUAUUUGCCCAGCAGUUUGUCGAAGCGGAUGUGUGUGUAUCGAUGGUCGCAUCAAAAAAUCUGGUACUAGCAUGGAGUGCGUUUUGCCCGAAGAAUGCCAGCAAUAACAUUAUUCAUUUAUUAACAAAAAACGAAA